AUGGCUUUCUUGGAGGAUGGGAACCACACAUUAGUGACAGAGUUCAUUUUAUUGGGAUUAACGGAUGACAGAGUCCUCAGAGUCAUCCUCUUCACCAUCAUCCUGUGCUUCUACCUGGUGACUGUGUUUGGAAACCUCAGCACCAUCCUUCUCAUCAGAGUCUCUUCCCAGCUCCAUCACCCCAUGUACUUUUUUCUCAGUCAGUUGGCUUCUGUUGACAUGGGCCUUUCAUCUUCUGUCACACCCAAUAUGCUUGUCAACUUCCUGGUAAAGCAAAAUACCAUCUCCUACAUUGCAUGUUCUAUUCAGUUUGGCUUAGCUGCUUUCUUUGGGACAGUUGAAUGCUUUCUUCUGGCUGCCAUGGCUUAUGAUCGCUUUGUAGCAAUCUGCAACCCACUGCUUUAUUCCACAAAAAUGUCUACAGAGUCCUGUAUCCAGUUAGUCGUGGGAUCUUAUAUAGGUGGCUUUCUUAAUGCUUCUUCCUUCAUCCUUUCAUUCUUUUCUUUUAUCUUCUGUGGACCAAAUAGGAUCAAUCACUUUUACUGUGAUUUGGCUCCUUUGGUGGAACUCUCCUGUUCUGAUGUCAGUGUCUCUGUAGUUGUUACCUCAUUUUCUGCUGGUUCAGUCACUGUGAUCACAAUGUUUGUCAUAGCCAUCUCCUAUUCUUAUAUUCUCAUCACCAUCCUGAAGAUGCACUCCACUGAGGGCAGACACAAAGCCUUCUCCACCUGCACCUCCCACCUUACUGCAGUCACUCUUUAUUAUGGCACCAUUACAUUCAUUUAUGUGAUGCCCAAGUCNAGCUACUCCACAGACCAGAACAAGGUGGUGUCUGUGUUCUAUAUGGUGAUGAUCCCCAUGUUGAACCCCCUCAUCUAUAGCCUCAGGAAUAAUGAGAUUAAGGGUGCUAUCAAGAGACAGCUUGGAAAGAAAAUGUCCUGCUAG
Mus caroli (Ryukyu mouse) is the source of this 945-nucleotide messenger RNA. RefSeq names its product olfactory receptor 5P72. Gene Ontology annotation, cellular component: membrane. NCBI's taxonomy places the organism in Eukaryota, Metazoa, Chordata, Mammalia, Rodentia, Muridae. The record is from RefSeq and is a predicted model, not a curated record. Gene Ontology annotation, molecular function: G protein-coupled receptor activity; olfactory receptor activity. Gene Ontology annotation, biological process: G protein-coupled receptor signaling pathway.